Messenger RNA from Desarmillaria tabescens, 783 nucleotides. RefSeq names its product opioid growth factor receptor conserved region-domain-containing protein. Lineage: Eukaryota; Fungi; Basidiomycota; Agaricomycetes; Agaricales; Physalacriaceae. Gene Ontology annotation, molecular function: opioid growth factor receptor activity. The transcript has 3 exons. The record is from RefSeq and is a predicted model, not a curated record. Gene Ontology annotation, cellular component: membrane. Bases 1 to 783 code for a protein of 260 amino acids.
AUGAACCAGAACGUUCCACGCGACGUGCUCGAAUUUCUUUCAAAUUAUCCCUCGAAUUCUAACAACUUUUCACAAUCAGAAAAUCUCCUUUUCUACCAGAACAAACUGAGGUGCAGACCCGACAGACUGACCAUCGAUGAGCUGCACGAAAGGUGGCAAGGAGCUUACGAUACGCUCGAAUACAAACACGGCUUCAUCCAAUGGCUGUUCCCUAUCCAGGAAUAUGGCAUGAAUUCCCAGUCCCAGCCAUUACAACGACACGAGCUGGAAACAAUGAGGUCCUCCCCUGAGGUCAUACAACGCGUCAUAAGGUCGUAUAAGCUUAUGCUUGACUUUUACGGAAUGAGGUUAUUGGACGAGAAGACAGGGCUGCUGGAUCGUGUGUUGCCACCAGGGACGUUUGAGAGGCGGUACAAGAAUCUCGUUCAGUCUUCUCAUAACAACCUUCGGAUAUCCCGGAUAUUGAAAUGCCUCUCCGAGAUGGGUCUGGAACACCUGAACGUGGGAUUUGUGUUGCACGUCCUCAACGAGCAGAGCGAACACAAGGAAUUAUCAACAGAUAUGCUGAAGGGGAGUAUGGAUCUUUGGUGGGCAAACUGCAACAGAAAUGAGAAAGAGAGGGUGUGGGUCGCUGAUCUCAUUCGUAGGGUCAGGAGCUCGCGAGGUGGAUGGGUGUUUACAAGAGAGAUGUACGAAAAGGCCUUGAAUAGGAGAGCUGAAAGGGGCUCUUUAGGAUUUGACGAUGUCGACGAGGAUGAGAAUGCGAAUGUGACGGGCGCAUAG